Molecule: messenger RNA, 1608 nt
Organism: Didymodactylos carnosus
Lineage: Eukaryota; Metazoa; Rotifera; Eurotatoria; Philodinida; Philodinidae
Source: the annotation of a GenBank genome assembly
AUGGAAGUAGUUCCUCGACUUAUUGCCAACAUACACGUAUUGGAUUAUGCCGUCAUGAUUGCCCAUGAUUUGAGAGGACAAUAUUCAUUUGACGAUGGACAUACGAAUGACUUAGAUCCGAAAUUUAUCUCGAUUAUUGAUGAAGCACUAGAACGACUCAUUUUUUCAAAAACACCCGUUACAACCAUCGAUAAUGUUCCACGUCGAGUCGUCUACAUCGAACGUGAAGCAUGUGUCAAAGACGUCGAAUUUCAUCGGUAUCUACACGAGAUAUCCAUAGCUUUUUUUGAUGUUACCAAACCGAAUCUGAACAAGGUCAUCGAGGCAAUUCUUGACGUACUUGGAUCAUAUAAAAGAUCAAUCGAAUCAAUACCAAAAACACCGGAAUGUAAAUUUGUUAAGUAUGUAUUAACAGAGUUUCCGCACAAUUUUGUGAAAUGCAGUUGGUUAGACAAACUACCAGGAAAUAACGGUACUGCUGCAUGUGCCGGAGACAACGUUCCAGUACGAAAACAUACGAAUAAAGAUGGAAUUUUGAAACGACUAGUGGAAGAAAGAUUAUUGAUAUAUGCUGCUCAUAUCGUUGAUUAUUCUCAGCAACCACAUGCCUAUUAUCGUCUUCUGCCAUGCAUAGAUGAAACAGGACAAACAGAAUUUUGCGAUGCGUUGUCUAAGUAUGAUAUUAGUUUGAAUGAUGUGAUUGCGUGCCAUCACAAAUCAUCGAUACCAUCAACAAACAAACCAACAAUGGAUAUGUUUCGAUUUUAUCAAGGCAAAAUGGAGUACAAGAACGAAUGCCAAAAGUAUUUUCCGGAGCAUGAAUUCAUCGAAGAUCUUUAUCCGUGUGUAACAGAAAUGAAAUCGGUGCAACAACACCAGCUACCGAGCCAAACAUCUUGUCAACCGUUGGUGGUAGCAACAGUCGAAGGAUCGUGGCAAGUGGAUGACAGAUUGAAUUCAAUUAGCCGAUUUAGUGUAUCUGAAGAAUUUCAGUUCGAUUCUGAUCACCACUCACGAUCAAGAUUGUACAAAUUUCGUUUGAACAGCGAUAUAAAAUUUGUUGAUCAGGUGUUGGCAGUCUUACGAUUAAUGGUUACUGAGUCAGUGUUCGACGAUGUUGUCCAAAAAUUAAUCGAAUUUCGUAAGUCACAAGAUAUUGAGGACGAAAUUGAAAUUCCAUUGAAUUAUGAGUCCAUACCAUCAACCAUAGCACAAUCAGCCGAUGAGGAAUUAGAAAAAAUAAGACAGUUGACUGUAGCUAGUAAAGAGACUGGAGAUACUGAUCAACCAAGAAGCGCUGAUAGUGGACCGAGAUUUGCGCAUUUCAAUCUAUGGGAUGAUAUACCUAUGAACCUACCAGUUCAGAACGGCCGUAACUCAUCUCGUAUGUCAGUUGACGAUAAACCACAAACAAGAAAACAAAAUAAACAAGUGGAAGAAAAAUCGAUUUUGAAUGUGGUGACAAACGAUGUCAUUUCGGCGCUGAAACGUCCUAACGGUGCAAAGGAUACGAAAGCAAAAAGUCUAUUAUUAAUCGUCUGUUUCGUUUUAGUCCUACAAACUCCUCCAGCUGCAAAAGGUUGCAGUGGCAACCACUGCCAAAAAUGA